Talaromyces atroroseus is the source of this 2076-nucleotide messenger RNA. RefSeq lists its product as hypothetical. The transcript has 6 exons. Bases 1 to 2076 code for a protein of 691 amino acids. Lineage: Eukaryota; Fungi; Ascomycota; Eurotiomycetes; Eurotiales; Trichocomaceae. The record is from RefSeq and is a predicted model, not a curated record.
AUGACGCGGUCGAAAUCGAAAAAAACAGCUCCUGAUCAGCAGCCAGAGCAGCAGCCAGAGCAGCAGCCAACGCAUCUGAAAAGGGACAUUCGCAAAGACAUGCGCACUACAUUUAUGAAGCAAGGCCGCAUUAAUAAAAAUGAUUUAAUUUCCAAGUACAUCAACAAGUACCCUCGGCAGGCCGAUCAGAUACGAAAUGUAGUCACUGGCUAUGCGGAAGCAAUCGAUGAGAAAGCAGCUAGAGGUGCUGCAAACUGGGGAAUGUCUGAGAAAAAGCAGAUAGAAACUCCCAAGGAACCUAGCCCAAUCACUCCAGUAGACUCUCCAAAGCCGCCUAAAAAGAAGAAGUCAAAGGCGCAAAAGAAAAGCGAGCCCAUCCAGUGCUUUUCUGGCUCCGAAAAUGAGCUGUAUCAAAACAAAUCAAUCGCAGAAAUAAAGCAGUUGAAACACGAAGAUCAGCAGAACGAUUCUGGCCUGUAUGAAGAUCCAACUUCAAAGAAGUCCACCGGUAAAAAACCCAAAAGGUCAAUUGAGACCAAGGAAGUUGAACCAGAAUCAGCUGAGGUGCACGCUGACUUGGUGCAAUCUACCAAUGCUAUUUUGAAUGAAUUUAAGGAACAUUUAGCUACCCAACGCAUGAACUCCGAGGAAAAUAAUUCUCUACGCAUGACAAAGACACCUGAUCUUGAGCGCCAGUUGCAAUUCUUGAGCCUUGUUGACGAUAACAGAAGUGCACCCAAUGAGGAUUCUCGUAGUAUUGAGCAUGCGGUAUUGGUAUCACCGAUACUCGAGGACAUCGGAAAUACAAUGCCAUCUCAGUUCGGCCUCUUGGGCCACUUGGCGUCACGCCAAUCUGAAGACCUUAUGGACCCUCGCGUCAUGCUCAACACUAACAUUCCAUUCUCCGCCUUCAUCUGCGGUCUUCAAGGCAGUGGAAAAUCCCACACGACAUCCUCAACAGAAAAUUGUUCCCUUCCUAUUCCCAGUCUCGGGAUACUGAAAAAGCCACUCUCGACUUUGGUUCUUCACUACAAUGAAUACAGCUCCAAUGUGAGCAAUCAGCCCAGUGAAGCAGCUUUUCUCGCCUCUACGAUGCCUGAAUUCGGCGGCAGUUACAAAAAGUCGAUUCCAGUGAGGGUUCUGACUUCACCUUCUAACUUUCACAACCUAGAAAAGAUGUACUCGCAAAUCCCUAGCGUGAGCGUUCAGCCAUUUCGCUUGCAGCCGCGCCAUUUGAACAUUGCCACAAUGCUGUCGCUUAUGUCCAUGGGCAAAAAGGAUUCUAUGCCUUUAUACAUGGCCCAGCUGACCCGGGUUCUGCGUGAAAUGGCACUUACUAACCAGGGGCGAUUCAACUAUUUUGAGUUUCGUAAACGGUUGAAGGAUCUACACCUAGAUCGAUCCCAGACGCCAUUCUUAGAGCAACGUCUAGAUUUGUUGGAUUCUUUCCUCGAUCUCAAGGGUGCAGACCGAACUAGUGGCGAUUAUUUUGUUGAUGGCGGGGUAACCAUUCUAGACUUGUCAUGUCCGUUCAUGGACCAGGAUACAGCCUGCAUCCUUUUCCGAAUUGCGAUUGACCUGUUCCUUCAUGCGCACCCAUCUCGUGGAAAGCUGAUUGUGGCGGAUGAAGCGCACAAAUAUAUGACAAACACACAAGCUGCAAACGCACUCACUGAGACGUUCCUUAACAUCAUCCGCCAACAACGCCAUCUUGGGACUCGAAUCAUCAUUUCAACCCAAGAACCAACGAUAUCACCUCGUCUCAUCGACUUGUGUUCAAUCACCAUUGUCCACCGUUUUUCUAGUCCAGAGUGGUAUCAAACUAUAAAGAAACACAUCGCUAUCGGCGGUAAGAAGGGUGAUAGCGAUCAGGAGGGGAUCGACGGCAACCAUGCAACCGACGGGCUUUAUCAGAUCUCUAGCCUUCGAACUGGCGAGGCUCUCGUAUUCGCACCCUCUGCUUAUCUCCUCGAUGCGCAUCAUGAAGCGAUGGAUGUGAAACACAGGACUUUCAAGAUGGUUAUUCGCAAGCGUAUUACCUGGGAUGGGGGCCAGACCAUCAAGGUGGUUCGCUAA